UCCUCAUUACCAUACCAACGUGACGUUAUCGUUUGUGCUGCUGGCAGAAUAAUAGUCGCUGUAGGCCUAUUCAACUACUGCUAUCCAAGAAAGGGCGGCGGCAACCUAACGGACAAAACAAGCGUCAUCAACGUCGCAUUGGCACAUUAAUAACGUGCAGUAAUGAUGAAGCUCAGCUCUCCUCUGGCCGUGCUGUGCCUUUCUCUCCUGCUGCUCAAUGCCCACCUCUCCCUGGCCAAGAGAGGGGGAGGAGGCUUUGGUGGUAAAUCCAGCAUAGGCUUUGGGAAGAAACCUUCUUCCACUUCCAACCGUGGAGGCAGCAACACCCAACGCAGACCCAACCAAGGGACCAAUAACCAGCCAGGGAACUACCCUCGCCAGCCCCAGAGCCCACAGAACCCCCAAGCAGGGUACCCGCAGCAACCAGGAGGUUAUCCACAGCAACCAGGGGGGUACCCUCAACAGCCAGGCAGGGCAGGAUACCCUAACCAAGGUGGCUACCCUAACCAAGGUGGCUACCCUAACCAAGGUGGCUACCCUAACCAAGGUGGCUACCCUGCUGGAGGAUAUCCAGCUGGAGGCUACCCAGGGGGCUACCCGGCAGGAGGCUAUCCAAACAGAUACCCAGCUGGUGGAGGCUAUGGUGGAGGCUAUGGUGGAGGCUAUGGUGGUGGUUAUGGAGGGGGCUACAUGAACCAAAACCCCAACAACCGGAUCCUUAGCCCUGGCUACGGGGGCAGUUACGGCUAUGGGGGGUAUGGUGGUGCCGGUGGCUCCCCGUUCUCCCGCUCCGUGCAGGGGAUGGGGAUGGGACCCUCGCAGCAGUCCAGGGGGUUUGGGCGUAAUGCAGCGAUGGCGGCCGGGGCUGGGGUUGUGGCUGGGAUGGCUCUGGGUUAUGGACUGGGCCGGUUUCCUCGGCCUCACUUCGGCUUUCACAACCCCCAGGAGGAGUACUACUAUAACCACUACAUGUACAGGAGGUACGGCACCAAAUCCACUGAUGACAAUGACUACAGCAGGGACUACCACUUCAGCCCGCCUCCACAGUCCUAUGAUAACUACAUGAAGAACUGUAUGAAGAGGACUGACCUGCUGAGAGGUGGGGAGAAUGGUGGAUCGGAAACAGGAGCCAGAGAGAACCCACCACCACAGGGAGCUGCAGACAGCCCCAGUACUCAGGUAGUCGUACCCAGUGGAGGAGGCACUGCAGUCGGGGAGAAGAGUGAAGAGCCAGCCCCUGUUCCUGGAGGUUCCACCAAUACUACCGACCCCGGUUCCACCCAAGCACCAGGCAGUGGCCCCAGUAACAGCUCUGCCACAGAGGGCAGUUCCAGUGAGAGUAAUGUCACAGCUGAGAGUAACGGUACAGCAGCGACUGAGAAGCCUGUGACCCCUGAACCCUUGAAUCCAAACCCUCAAACCCCCCCUCCUGCAGCCAAGCCCCUCCCUCCAGCCAUAGCUGAGCCUGAGGAUGAUGAUGAGGAAAAUAUAGUGAGCAUCUCUGAGAUUGGCUACCCAGCGCUGAUAGAGCAGAUGAAGGCUCGGAGGUGUGUGGAGCUUUACAUGGUGUACGCCGAACACUACCUGGAGAAAAAGAAGGAGGACAAGGAGAACACGCCCCGGGAAAGACCCAGAGGAGGAGUGGAGAGACUGGGAGGAGGAUACCAGGGACUGCUAGCUGUUCUCACCUCUACUGCACUACUGCUGCUGAACAGCAACAUGCUACUACUGCACUGAGGCAGAGAGAGAGCAAGAAACAGAGAGAGAGGGAAAUAGAGGGAAGAAGGAGAAAGGACACAAUGUUUGCUGCCACGCUAUGUGAGUCAAGAAUGGGGCUGAUGGAGGGAUGCUGGGACAGUCUGUCUUCUUCUCUCAUCCUCCUUUGAUCGACGCCUCAGGACUCUCCAUAAUAAGUGGACUUUUUUGAUUGAUCAAUUCUAUGGAUUUUUGUUCUGUUUUUGUAUUGUUGUUUCUCAUGCACUGUUACUUGCAUUAUAUGAAUCUGUAAUCAUGCGCCCGUGUGUUACUAAAAUGUUGGCACUUUUUCAAAUCCAACUCUGCUGUCCCCAAAGCAUUGAGUUUGCUCCUGCUGUAGCCAAGUACUACAGCCUCAUGCAUGCGGCAUGACUAUUAUAUACAGCAUAUUUCAUAAAUAGGAUAAGUAUUGAUUAAGGUUAAGCAGCGACUGGCUGGAUCACGCCCAGUUCCCAGCACCAACAGGGAUUCCAGGAUAAUUUAGAUGCUGUAUUAUAUGGCAGACAGACUGAAGGGAAAUGGCCAUUUACUCCAUUACAUCACAUGAACUGGAAAUACUAGAGGGGGUGUGUGUGUGUGUGUGUGUGUGUGUGUGUGUGUGUGUGUGUGUGUGUGUGUGUGUGUGUGUGUGUGUGUGUGUGUGUGUGUGUGUGUGUGUGUGUGUGUGUGUGUGUGUGUGUGUGUGUGUGUGUGUGUGUGUGUAGGACUGUCGUGUAAAUAUUGAUUGAGAUAGGAUGACAUCCAUAUUAACAUCAGCUGGGGAAGGGGGAUUGUUGAAUAUGACAGUCAAGUAUGCAUGACAAUGAAUGUGAGCUUUAUAUUAUUGACUAUGGCUUGUAUUUAUUUUAGCUUAAUACAAUACACAUACCUGUACACUUUGAACUGGCUUUUGCUUGUAAGACUACUAAUUACACCAUUCUAACGUAACCUUUUUCGUACAUGGUGGCUGUGAUUUUGCAUAAGCAUGUAUACAUUUUACUACGGUGGCAAAAGAGAAUCCAUUUGACAAACAUUGUUAGCUUGACUUCACCUUUUUAUGGAGGGGCUAACAGUUUGGUCAUAUGCUCUGAUGAGGUCCGAAGACUGAAAUGUUAAUGGGGGGGGGUUAGUACGUAAGCAGUGGGAGCUGCUUCUUUAGAAUCUAGAAUUUAGAUUCUUUAGAAACUAAAGAGACUCUUGUUAGAUGUGUGCUUGGAUCCCUUGUCUUUCACCCAGCUGAUAUCCUAUGUAAUGGAUGGCUGUCAGGUUAUCUGAAUCAAUCAUCCUGUAUCGGGGCUUGAUGUCAUCUUUAUAUGUUAUGUGUCUUUAACAUUGUGGUUAAUAUGUUUGAUACUAUUCCGUGGAUUGAUUUAGUUUGCUUUGUAUUGUUAUUAUAUGUCAAGUAAGCUGCAUGUGCUCAAAGACACUGAUUUCUUUCUUUUGCUCCGACUCCAAGGCCCUUCUCUUUUGUACAUUCCCUUCUUCCCUCCUUCCCCUUUCUGGUGUCUUGCUUUCCUCUCUGGGGUGGUGAAGUGACUGUAGAUUGUUAUGUAAGGGCUCUUGUUGUCUAGGCCCAACCAGGCUUUGAACCAGGCCACUGUAGUGGCAGCCCGACAAGUCAAGGAAUACAGAUUCAGACAAACACUGUCCACUUUAAAGUAAUGGUCUUAGUCAACUUGGUACCUGGUAAUAUUAAGGUAAAUGAUAAGCAUAUGACAAUGAUAUAACUUGAACUAUAACAUUAGAUGUGGGUUCUUGAGAGAAGUAGCUAGAUUGAAGUCUAAAUUAUUAUAAUGUAUGCGUUGGGGUGUAAACAGAUUUAUUUUAAUGGAGUUAGAAUACUUUGGGAAUAUAUUGGAUAGACGAUGGGGGGGCACCUUGUUUACCAUCAUGUCAUAAACAAUUUCUACAUUGUCUUGGGCCUUGAAUGUAUGGGUCUGCAUACUCUGUUAAUGCAAAUACUUCCUCUGUGAUAAAAGAUAAAUGUGUUUGUGUCCAUUCA
Messenger RNA from Oncorhynchus keta (chum salmon), 3736 nucleotides. Its product is annotated as AT-rich interactive domain-containing protein 1A-like. Bases 163 to 1737 code for a protein of 524 amino acids. The record is from RefSeq and is a predicted model, not a curated record. The transcript has 2 exons. Gene Ontology annotation, cellular component: membrane. NCBI's taxonomy places the organism in Eukaryota, Metazoa, Chordata, Actinopteri, Salmoniformes, Salmonidae. Gene Ontology annotation, biological process: protein homooligomerization.